Molecule: messenger RNA, 2577 nt
Organism: Aspergillus bombycis
Lineage: Eukaryota; Fungi; Ascomycota; Eurotiomycetes; Eurotiales; Aspergillaceae
Product: putative SNF2 family helicase/ATPase PasG
Exons: 5
Coding region: 1-2577 (858 amino acids)
Biological process (GO): DNA methylation-dependent constitutive heterochromatin formation; pericentric heterochromatin formation; negative regulation of gene expression via chromosomal CpG island methylation
Cellular component (GO): pericentric heterochromatin; nucleus
Molecular function (GO): chromatin binding; ATP-dependent chromatin remodeler activity; ATP binding
Source: RefSeq, a predicted model, not a curated record
AUGUCAAACUCCGAUACGCCUGUUGAGUCCGGGGGCAUGCGGCAAGACUCAACACAGCCUUCUUCGCCGGUGACGAACGCCGGGGAGUCGGCUCCCGAGAAGAUGGACGUGGAGGAGGAGAAUACGGAGGAGAUGGAUGCGCAGGCUAAGGCGCUGAUGCAUCUAUUGAGUACCAGUGAAGUUUUUGUGGCGAUCAUGGCGGAUAAGAUGAAGAAACAGCAGGAGGACGCGAAACUCGAAGCGGCGAGACAGCACGAGCAGAAGAGUGCGGAGGCGAUGACGAAGAAGAAGCCCACAGCUGAGCCGGCUGGGAGACGGGCGACGCGCACGAGUGCGAGGCAGAGCGCGGCGAAGGAACCUGUUGCUGAGGAGGAAGUGAAGACGGAGGAGCAAGGCGCUGCUGCGAAGUCGAAACGAGGUCGGGGCAGGAAAGUUGCUGCUCCGGCGGCUGCGAAGUCGAAUACCAUCUCCAGUUACUUUAAGAAGGCUGAUGUGCAGGUUCCCGAGGAUAAUCCCACCGUUCAGGAGGCGCUGGAGCAUGCUGCGGAUGAGUAUGAGGCCAAUCCAUCUGUUUUGGGCGGGCAGGAUCUGGUCGCUACCCAGCAGCCGGAAUUGAUCACCGGGGGUCAGAUGAAGAAGUACCAGCUGGAGGGAUUGGAGUGGUUGAAAUCGCUUUGGAUGAAUGGUUUGUGUGGCAUUUUGGCAGACGAGAUGGGUCUGGGGAAGACUGUGCAGGCUAUCUCCUUGCUUGCCUUCUUCAAGGAGAAGAAGAUUUCCGGGCCGUUUUUGAUUGCGGCGCCGCUUAGUACUGUGAGUAAUUGGGUGGAUGAGUUCGCUCGGUGGACGCCCAGCAUCAAGACGGUGCUGUACCAUGGAAGCAAGGAUGAGCGGGCGGAGAUUCGACGGAAGAUGAUGAAUUUGAAGAAUCAGCGGGACAUGGACUUCCCGGUGGUUUGUACUUCCUAUGAGAUAUGUAUGAACGAUCGGAAGUUCCUUGGGCAAUACCAGUGGCGAUAUAUCAUUGUGGACGAAGGACACCGCUUGAAGAAUAUGAACUGUCGACUAAUCAAAGAGCUCCUCACCUAUAACUCUGCAAACAGACUCCUUAUCACAGGCACGCCGUUGCAGAAUAACAUAACUGAGCUCUGGUCGCUGUUGCAUUUCCUGCUGCCCGAGAUCUUCAACGACCUUGAUAGCUUCCAGAGCUGGUUCGACUUCUCGUCCAUGUUGGACAGUAGCGACAAGACGAAUGUUAUCGAGCGCCGAAAGCGUACUCUGGUGUCCACAAUGCACUCCAUCCUGAAGCCGUUCCUGUUAAGACGUGUCAAGACCGACGUCGAGAUGUCGCUUCCUAAGAAGAGAGAAUACAUUCUCUACGCACCUCUGACAGCCGAGCAAAAGGAUCUCUACCGUGAGAUUCUCAACGGCACCGGCCGUCAAUACCUCGAAAUUAGGGCAAGAGAAAGAUUGAUGGCCAAGAACGAGCGCCUAACACGGUCCGGGAGUGUGAAACGCAGCAUUGAUAGCAGCGGUGACACCACACCAAACAAGAGCCUAAAGUCCAGUCGUUCUUCUACUCCAGCCAGCACGACCAGUUCCACACGCAGGCGAAAGGGACCUCAAAGCUACAAGGAAAUAAGCGACCGUGAAUUCAACUCGAAGCUGCGGAAGCUCGAGCAGGGGAUAGAAGACGAUCUGGACAUCGAAGGCCCAAGCGAGACCGAGCAGGAGGAGAUCGAAAGAGCAAAGACUUUCAAGCUCGCCAAGCAAGAAGUAGCCCAAAAGAAAAUGCAGAACCCGGUCAUGCAGGCACGACUAGCUUGUAAUUCGCCGCAUAACUUCUACUGGCCGUGGAAUGACGAGCCGGUCGACAAAUCAUUAAUAACUGCGUCAGGGAAGAUGCUGCUGUUGGACCGGCUUGUCACACGCCUUCUAGCCAAUGGGCAUAAGAUUCUCAUCUUUUCCCAAUUCAAAUCACAGCUGGACAUUCUCCAGGAUUGGGCCACUCAACUCCACUCCUGGAACUGCUGUCGUAUCGACGCCUUCAACACAGACUCUGACUACAAGAUCUUCCUCCUGAGUACACGAGCGGGUGGACAAGGCAUCAAUCUUAUGGCAGCCGACACUGUCAUCCUAUUCGAUUCCGAUUGGAACCCACAGCAGGACCUCCAGGCCCAGGACCGCGCCCACCGCAUCGGCCAGACACGACCAGUGAUCGUGUAUCGCCUAGCAACAAAGGGCACCGUUGAGCAGACGCUGCUCGAAAAAGCCGAUUCGAAACGUCGUCUAGAGCGACUCGUCAUCCAGAAGGGCAAGUUCAAGAGUCUUCUAGAUCCCACCUCGCAGGAUGACGUCGAGGAUCUGAGAAAGGCUCUCGGCGAAGAUGAGUUCGAGCGUUUCGAGGCCGGUACGGAUCCCAGUCGUCUGUUGUCUGAUAAUGAUCUCGAUAUCUUGACGGAUCGCAGCGAGGAGGCCUAUGCUCGUGCUGAGAAAGGUCUGGACCACAGUGGACGGGCUUUCUUGGCUGUCGAGACGAAGAAAGAUGGCCUUAUGGCGCAGAUUACUGGAAAGGGGUAA